Python bivittatus (Burmese python) is the source of this 1703-nucleotide messenger RNA. Its product is annotated as stimulated by retinoic acid gene 6 protein-like. NCBI's taxonomy places the organism in Eukaryota, Metazoa, Chordata, Lepidosauria, Squamata, Pythonidae. The record is from RefSeq and is a predicted model, not a curated record. Gene Ontology annotation, cellular component: plasma membrane. Gene Ontology annotation, biological process: vitamin A import into cell. Gene Ontology annotation, molecular function: retinol transmembrane transporter activity; signaling receptor activity.
CUGCUGCCUGGAGCGCUGCCCGAGACCGACGAUUCGGACACACGAGCUGAAGGAGGCUGGGUGGAGGUCGCGCUAGCUUUGGCGGCGAGGGUGCGCCACGUAACCCAAGUUUAGAAAAGCGGUCCGCUUCUCCGCUUAUAGCUUACCAUCUUCUCGUCCAGCCUCCGCUGCCAAAGCAGGACCAUGGCAGACGAUGAAUACUCGGACAAUUUCUUCAGGAAUAUGACUUGUGAAAGUUCAGUUGAAGCAGAAUCUUUUCUACAUUUUUCGCUUAUUCCAUCAGUUAUCAUCAUUUUGCUGUUGUCCUGUCUUGAAAAGAGAACAAAAAGAUGCUGUUUUGAUGAAAAAUGUCCCAGAUAUGCAGGAUUUUGUGGGAUACUGCUCCCGAUUGAUUCCGGCGGCUUAUUCAGCAACCGAUGGUCAUUGGGAUUUGCAUUUGGAGUUACUGCUGAUAAAGUCAUGUUUCUGUUUCAGAAAGGCUACAUUCCAGAGGGAUUUCCUGGCUGGGCUAAUGUAUUUUGGAUCCUCCUCAUGGCUCUUGAAGUGGGCAUCUCAUCAUACCCUUUCUUUGCCUGCCUUUCAACAAAACAUGAAAUUGUAGGAGCAAUCUUAGGAUUUUUUUACACAGCGUCUUGGUCAGUUGUCAUGAUCCUUGACAUUAUAGAAUGCCCUGAGGGAGAUAUUGUGGGAGAAUACAGUAACACAAUCCUGAUGUGGCCAUCCUUGCUGUGCCAUUUUUUUCUGCUAGGACGAUUUCUUUUUAUGUUUGUGAAAGCAGUGAGAAUUGAAUCCAGAUACAACGUAACCGAGAAAGAUGCUUUUCUGGAAGAACAUCAGUCACAGUAUGUCCAGCAUCUACUGAGAAAGCCUCUGCUUGGGCAGCCCCAGAAAAACUGGAUUCAGAGAAAGUUAUACCAAUGGGAUCCCUACUUUAAAUUCCCCAGCAGAAUAAUCAGCACAGUUAUCAUUAUUAUCAUGUGUCUUUACAUGUUUAUUGUGACUGAAUUUCUUAUGACCAAGAUCCUAAUUUUAAAACCACUCAGACAGUUGUGGACCAUCUUCAGACCUUCAGUUUCAGAAGCUACAGAUUCAUGGAUCCAAAACAUUGAAGAGUUUAUUAAUGUUGUAGAAGGAGUUUGGAUUGUUACUACUGUUAUUACUGCUGGCACGUGCCUCGGAUAUGUAUUUCACAUCUUAGCCUGCUACAGAAAACAUAUUAAACUGUUGAGGACAGGCAGAAAGCACUUACUUCUGUCAGAAUCUAUGAAAGUGUCAUCUUCUCAAAGUGUGGUAGCACUAUCAAAGUUCACCUCUUGCCAGAUUGCAUACAUACUGUGGGGAUACCUGAUCAUGCAUUUGGUGCAGUGGAUAUUUGGAAUGGUUCUUAUGUAUGUUUUGAUUUUGCCCAUGAAGCACAGCCAGUGGAUGCAACUUUUUAACAAAUGGGGAACUGUGAUCCUGACAUUUGUCAUCAUCCUACUGAUCAAGAAGAUGCAGGUGAUUGUAGCUGGCAGGUUUUUUCUUCAGCCAAAACUGUCACCAAGUGACAGUCAAAAGCCUUUGGCACUUGAUAACAGGUCAGUGCUAGGGAGUGAUAUUCCCACUCCUUUUCCUUGAAUAUAGUUUUUUUCCAUUGUAUUUGAUAGGCCUGGAUGCUUCCAGAUGACCAUCUCUUAGCAGUAUCUUUUGGAAGGUACUGUGUA